AUGUUCCCAUUCUCUAGCAACCCUAAAGCGCAAACCGUUGAUUCUUUGGUAGACUUCAUCAACACGGUCAACCAGUCCCAAGAGACUAGAGACCCCAGUGGACACAGCGUCGACGGAAGCUGCGCACGAUCAGGUCGGCCUACCGCUGAGACACGAUCCGACUCAGACUUCACCAGAGGACCAAGCAGUUUCUCGUUCCGGAGCAAUGAUCCGCGUCUGUCUAAAAAAUCCAUCGAGGCAGAUGUCACAGCCACUGUCGCCGAUGACAAUCUGUUUGGCCUCUUGAUUGCAAAGGACUUGUGCCCCCCGUCUCUCAAAGCAUCAAAGAAAGCCAAGGGAUGGCAGCGUUUGGUUACGUUCUUCAAGACCGAGUACGAAAACUACUUGACCAGCGAAGAAUACAAAGGCGGGUUCUACAGGUGCACGACCGAUACUCGCAUUGUGUUCGGCCUGAAAUCACGUAUCAGCUUUUGUUGUACCGGCCCUGAGAACCGCCUGGUGAGCGUGCACUUCCGCAUGGACGUGUUUGAUGACAGGAUCCAAGGACCUGAGUGUCCCAAAUUUCACGAGGAGAUGCACCUUGACUUCGACGAGAGCUUCACGAGUGUCCAGGCUCAGGUCAAGGUAGCUUCCCUUGGAGAGACGCUGGGGAAGCUCGACAAAGGACCCGACGUUACUGUUCAGAUUCACGAGACGGAAGAUAGUAGCGCAGCCUGGUGGAGAGCUUUUGGGCGGAUUAGCGGGUGGGGAAAAGGGCAUAAUGGAUUGUACCUGUUCUACGGGGUGAUCGAUCCCUCAGGCGACCCUGCGCACAAAGGUGUUGAUACAGCCUCCAAUCGUGACCUGAACAGUGUCGAUGAGGAUGCUACAGCCUCCGAUUCCGAAUUAGACAAUGAUGAUGAGGGUGAGUGCCGUAGGAUCAAGCGGUCGGCGCGAGAGGAUCUCGAGGAGGAUUGGGAGCCCGUUAAAAUCUAA
This is a messenger RNA of Filobasidium floriforme, 975 nucleotides long. RefSeq lists its product as uncharacterized. NCBI's taxonomy places the organism in Eukaryota, Fungi, Basidiomycota, Tremellomycetes, Filobasidiales, Filobasidiaceae. The transcript has a single exon. The coding region runs from base 1 to 975 and encodes 324 amino acids. The record is from RefSeq and is a predicted model, not a curated record.